Molecule: messenger RNA, 4331 nt
Organism: Astyanax mexicanus (Mexican tetra)
Lineage: Eukaryota; Metazoa; Chordata; Actinopteri; Characiformes; Acestrorhamphidae
Gene: blvra
Product: biliverdin reductase A
Exons: 7
Coding region: 117-995 (292 amino acids)
Biological process (GO): heme catabolic process
Molecular function (GO): nucleotide binding; biliverdin reductase [NAD(P)H] activity; zinc ion binding
Source: RefSeq, a predicted model, not a curated record
CAGCCCUCCCCUGUGUAGAGCGAGUUAUGAAAGUUGUGAGUUGAGAGUUAUAUCACUGCAGCCGCAGCAGCAGCAGCGCAGCCGGACAGCACAGCGCGCAGACUUUCAGAGGUAACAUGUUGGGGUCUGUGGUGGUGGGCCUGGGCAUUGCCGGGGGGGUGCGGAUUCGAGACCUGCUGGCUCCUCUGCCUUCCAGCGCCGCGGAGAAGUUUACAGUUAAGGGAUUUGUGUCCAGGAGGACAAUGGAGGACCAGCAGGGAGUCCAGCAGAUCCCUCUAGAAGAGGCUCUAAGCAGGGAUGACAUUAAUGUGGCCUUUGUUUGCACUGAAAACACCAGCCAUGAAGAGCAUAUCAGGCAGUUUCUGGAGGCAGGGAAGCACGUAUGCGUGGAGUACCCAAUGACCACCAACUACAGCUCUGCAGCUGCUCUGUGGGAGCUCGCCCAGCAGAAGGGUUUGGUUCUGCAUGAGGAACAUAUAGAGCUCUUCACUCCUGACUUCAAGCAGCUGAAGAAGGACAUAGCUGGGAAACAGCUGGAAGAGGGACGCCUGCAUUUCACUGGAGGUCCCUUAAAGCCCGGCUUCGGGUUCCCUGCCUUCAGUGGGAUCUCCCGGUUAACCUGGCUGGUGGAUCUGUUUGGUGAACUGUCUGUUAAAGCAGCAACGCUGGAGGAGGACGAGGACAGAAAGUACUCCAAGAUGACGGCUCACUUCCUAACCAAGGAUCAGAAACCCCUCAGCUGGAUCGAGGAGCGGGGUCCCGGCAUGGGCAGAACCAAACGCAUCAACCUGCGCUUCGACUCCUGCACCCUGACGGAGCUUCCCGCCGGGCAGAGGGAGGCUGUGGGUCUGUUCAUGCAGGACAUGGUGCUGUUCGGCCGCAAGCUGCAGGGAGACGUGCCCCCGGAGGAGCUGCAGGCGGAGCAGCGCCGAAUCCUGCACUGCCUGCAGCUCGCCGAGAACAUCCGGCAGCUCUGCCAGAGCACUGCGGCCUGAGACACACACACACACUCCACAGCACACACACACACACACCGGGCUGCGUGGUGACAAGAUAAAACGCACAAAACCGCUUGCCUAAAACACUCUACAUGCAUCUGCAUCAGGUCUGCAGCAGCAAAAAAGGAACAUUUUUUUUUUUACUGUAAAAGUAACUUUCCACUUACUCCCAAAUAAAUACAUUCAAAAAUAAAAAAAAAUAACUAUUGCAAUUUUAAUACUUCUCAUAAAAUUCUAAAGCAGCAGUGACAAUAAUGCAUGUACUGGAAACUACUUUUCAUACUAGUGCAUCUAAAAAAAUUAGAGUAUCAUUAAAAAGUUACUUUAUUUCAGUAAUUCAGUUCAAAAUAUGAAACUCAUAUACUAUAUAGAUGUAUUUAUUACACACAGAGUUAUCUAUUUUAGGCGUUUAUUUCUUUUAUUGUUGAUGAUUAUGGUUUACAGCCAAUAAAAACCCAAAAAUCAGUGUUUUAAAAAAAUUGGAAAUAAUAUAGGACCAAUUGGUAAAAUGAAAGUCCUGCUGGAAAAUGAAAUCUGCAUCUCAAAAAAAUAUAUAGUAUUAUAACCAAUUAGUCAACUACCAAAAUAAUCAUUAGUUGAAACCCUAGUAGAUGCACUCACUCAGACAUAUUGCCAUUACUAUUUGGCCAGGUUAUUUAUUUAACUUAUUUAUUAGUCUCAGAUUCGUGCACAUUUUUCCUGCUUCCAACAAAUCAACUUCAUCAACUGACUGUUCACUUGCUGCCUAAUAUUAUAAUUGUCCUUUUAAUAUCAUGGCUGAUUGCUGUUAAUUAAAGUAACUAUCAUGCAUCCCUUGUAAAAACAAACAAACGUUGGUUUUCAGACAUGUUUUGGCUGAUUUUUGCAGUAUUUGGGGAAAGAUGGAAAGUUAUUUAAAUUAGAUUCAUGUUCACUGGAACACACUACUCCAUGCAAUACUCCCGUUUUAGGUGCAGCUGUUAUCUGUAAUGCGACGUGAAUGCUUGAAAUGUUGUUUAUACUUGAAGAGUUUAAAGUUAUCGUGCUUCGUUGUUUUGUGUAGUGUAGAAAUUGUUGUGUGAAUUGUUUCAUUGUUAUAAAGGGAAAAGACUUUAUAUUAUAAGAAGUGCUGGCUGGCAGAACUACCCCGUUGUUUGAGUAUGGGGUGAAAAGAACUUAUCUAAUGUUAUUUCCAUCUAGAAAAUUGUAUUAUAAUUACUGGAAAUUACUGGGACUGGGAACCAAUCUAAAUUUUUAAGAUUAAGAUUUUUCUUUCAUUGCUGCAAUGAAAUCUCUGUUUGAAAGUACAGUUCAAAAUGUAAAACUCAUAUAUUAUUAUAUAGAUGUAUUACAUACAGAGUGAUCUAUUUUAAGCAUUUAUCUCUUUUAUUGUUGAUGAUUGAUUAUGGCUUACAGCCAAUAAAAAACACAAAAAUCAGUGUUUCAGAAAAUUAGACAAUAAUAUAAGACCAAUGGGUACUUUUGGCAGCAGUGUGGGCAGUGUGCCAAGUCCUGCUGGAAAAUGAAAUCCUCUCCAAACCAUUAUUAAAAAUUAAUCAUUAAAUUUUGCUUUUAAUUUGGAAAUUAAUGGACCAAUUGAGUCUGGAGGAAGAGUGGAGAGAGACACAGUCCAAGCUGCUUGAGGUCUAGUGUGAAGUUUCCACCAAUCAGUGAUGGUUUGGAGAGACAUGUCUGAUAUCUGCUGGUGUUGAUCCACUGUGUUUUAUUAUCAAGUCCAAAGUCAGUGCAGUUUUGUUUUCAUUUCAUUUUCCAGCAGGACUUGGCACACUGCCCACAUUACUGCCAAAAGUACCAAUUGGUCUUAUAUAAUAUUGUAAUUUUCUAAGACACUAAUUUUAGGGUUUUUAUUGGCUUUAAGCCAUAAUGAAUUAUCAACAAUAAAAGAAAAAAAGGCUUAAAAUAGAUCACUCUGUAUGUAAUACAUCUAUAUAAUAUAUUAAUUUUGAACUAAAAUACCUUUUCAAUGAUGUUACAUUUUGAAGAUGCACUAGUACAGGUCAGGAACAUCCCAGUUCCCAGAACAUCAACACACAGCAGCUGAGAACUAAUAAUCAUAGUAUUAUCUUUAGUGUCAGUAUUGUAACACCUUAAACAUAAACUUUAAUCAUUUGUUGGAUGAGUUGGACUGCGCUGAUUUUGUGCCUUAUUAAUCUAAUUAAUCUUUGCAUGCUUAUUCAUCUGCUGAUGCUUCUCCUCCCUCCAGAUAGAUCAGUUAUGUGUAGGUUUGUGGGAACAUUUCUUCCCCUAUUUUAGGAAAUGUAUUUACUGCAGCUGUAGAAAGUUACAAGAGGAACUAUCAGGUCACCAGGCCCAGUUGUAGGAACACAGUGAACACUAGGGGUGGGAUAAAAUAUCGGUAUUGUGUUAUAUCGUAUCGUUUUCAUUUGAGAAACAUUACCAAUGCAUGGCAUCAUGUUUUUUAAGCUAUUUGCUAAUGUUGCUAAUAGAGAUUAUUUUGUUUUUCUUUCUGUUUCUAUUGUUACAUUUUCGUUACAUUGUCAUUCAUAUCUGUUGCUCUCCAUAUAUAAAGAGUGCCCCUGAAAUGGACUGUGUGUGUCUCACCCUGUGGUAAAUGUCCUUAUUGACUGUGCAGGAAACUGUAAUCUCUGUUUUGAUAGUCUAAACAGCAUGAAAUCACAUGAAAUCUGAUUUUUGGUGUUUUAUAGGUUAAAUCCAGAUCGGUUUUGAUAGUCUGAACAGCAUGGAACCACAUAAAAUCUGAUGUUUGGAACGACUAGACUGUAUUCAGAUUGAUUUUUGAUAGUGUGAACAACUUGAAACCACAUGGAAUCUGAGUUUUUUUUUUUUUUUUUUUAAAUGGGUUGUAUCCAUAUUGAGUUCUGAUAAUCUGAGCUUGAAACCACAUGAAAUCUGAUUUCUGGAAUAUUGAGAUUGUAUCCAGAUUUAUGAGUUAUGAUAGUUUGUACAGCCCAAAAUCACAUGAAAUUAGUAUUAGAUAUUUUGUGGUUUAUGGGUUAUAGCCAGACUGGUUUUGAUAGUCUGAACAGCCUGAAGCCACAUAAAAUCGGAUUUUUGGAAUGACUAGACUGUAUUCAGAUUGACUUUUGAUAUUCCAAACAGCUUGAAACCACAUGGAAUCUGAUUUUUUUAAUGGGUUGUAUCCACUUUGAUUUAUGAUAAUGUGAACAGCCUUAAAACCAAAUACAAUCUGAUUUUUGGAACAACUAGAUUGUCUCCAGAUUGUUUUUGAUAGUCUGAACAGCUCAACACCACGUGAAAUCAGAUUUUUGGUGUUUUAUGGGUUACAUCCAGAUUGUUUGUGAUAGUCUGACCAGCAUAAAACUAAAUAAAACCUGAUUUCUGUAAGAUCUA